AUGCUGGAGCCAGAUGGCCCAACCCAUCAUGGCGACGACAUACACGGUGAUCAUGUUCGAGGACGGAAGGGCGGACCACCCAGCGAAUUACUCAUACCCAAAAACCGCAGCACCAGCAACCUUGUUGGGAAUGCCCCCAAAUCCACGGAUAGAUCUCGAAUACGGUUCUCCUUCGACGCAGGAAUGGUGGGAGCAGGAUAUGACCCGAUGUCAAGGUCACCGAUCAUGACGGACCAUGAGCACGGCUUGGGUGCUUCAGGUUUAAGUCGAAUUCGACAGCCUCCAUCUCGAGUCCCUACCAUCCCGCCAUCUGAAGCUUCGUCCCGAAAUCCUUCUGUCGGACCACCAUCCGGAACCUCGACCUACCCUAAUUCCCGAACCGCCUCCAUGGCUAUCCCUUCUGGGGCUUCCUCUCCCACUUUAAAUUUCACAGAAGAUUUGACCCGAUUUCCUUCCGAGUCCUUACAUUCGUUCUCGUUUGCCCACCAGGCCGAGGAGUUCACCCACAAUCGCCAGAAUAUCUUGAAGAGAUCGGUAGAGUUUAUGACUCAGAAGCUAGGAUGGGCACAUACAAAUAUGGGCAUAGUCAGCGCGCAAGCGCGGGUGACGGGGGAUGCUGAAAUGCAAAGUAUGCUCGACCUCCUGGCGAGGGCGAAGUUGGUGGGUGGAAAUAAUAUUGCAGGCUCUGGGGAACCAUAUCUCGCUGGGCCUUUUACUGGACCUGCCACACUUGAACAUGCUGAAAAUGUGUUUGAUGCCGACUUUGGUCCACGCUCCACGAGCCCCGAGUUGCUGGGAAGUCCCCGUUCUUUAUCACCGGGCGUCAGCAAACCCACUCUGCUUAUUGAAACGCAUAUCGAUGAGCCGCAAACAAGUGAAUCCCAGAACGAAGGCAGUGCUGCUCAACAACCUGGUUCUGAAGGGUCCUCUAGAACUCCUACAAAUGAGAGCCGUACGACCGCAAUGACCUCUCCACCUGCCUCGCGGCGGCAGAGUCUUCUAAGAACUUAUUCAGACGUUGCUCCUGUGUCAUUAAGGAACAAACUGAUGGAGGCUUUGUCACAGACACCCGUAGCUGGGGAAUUCAACGAUCAGCUCCUCUCUCCUACAGUCCCUCAAUCCGCUGGCCCUUGGCCAACCGGAAAAUCAGCAGGCCUCCAUCCUUCUGGACACGCGGUACAUGGACAUUCUAGUCGAUGGACUCCAGCUGCUCAAGCGAUCUUCACAACUGAGAGCACAGCACCGUACACAAUUCUAGCUGCGAACGAUCUUGCCUGCCUCGUCUUCGGUGUUACAAAAGCAGAGGUCCGCAAGAUGGGGAUUCUGGAAGUUGUUCGGGAGGAGAGGAGAGCCUGGCUGGAAGAAAGGUUGCAGGCGCCUGGUACAGCUUCUGGGUUCAGCUCGGGGAAACAGAGUCUUCGAACGCCAGACUCCAGUCAGGAACAACUACCAAGUAGCUCGAACCCUGCAAUUUCCUUUCUCUUCGGUAGGUCGGGAGUUACUGCGAAUCUCCUUAACAGGCCAAACUCCCGCCAAACUCAAAAGCCUGCUCGCAGGGCACAAACUGAUGACGGCGCUGGAUCGAGUCUUGUAGCAAGGGCAAAGGCCGUUAAGGGCGGGUUAAACCAUCUUGGCAACAAAUCCAGGGGCGUCUUGCUUUGUGGCGAUGUCGUCCCAAUUCAGAAGCGAAAUGGAGCCACGGGUUCGGCAAGCCUGUGGGUUAAGGAGAAAAGGGGUGGCUUAAUCUGGGUGCUGGAAGAGAUCCAUGAAGAUGUGGUUGUUCUAGGUCUAAGUGAUGAUGCCAAAGUUACAAAGAUUGAUGGUUCUACUACGCCAAUUUGGGGAGAGAACAUUGUUCGUCCUAGCAUAGAUAUUGGGAAGCUGAUACCAAGAUUACCUCGACAAGGGAUCGACUCGAGGACCGGCGAGAUUGAUUAUGCUGAAGUAGUAAAACGGAAAUUCUUUACGGCCCGCAACGCGGGCCAAGCAAAUAUCCCAUGCUUAAUCGACCGAGUCCAAGGCAGUACCGAUCUAAGGGUAUCUAGCUUUCCUCACAUUGCUGGGAUUAUUGUUCUCUCGGCAGAAACCUUAACAAUCACAAGUUCCAACUCAGCGUUCUCGGCAGCCCUUUUCGGACAGGAGAAGCCUGAUGGACGACCUAUCACUGAUCUCAUCCCGGAUUUCGAUCGCAUUUUGAAGAUCCUCACAGAGGAAGAUGGUGUACAUUUGGCUGACGGUAUUGUUAUUCCUGAGCAUAGCUUUCGAUAUGCUAGGGCAUAUUUAGCAUUGCGGGAUGGUAAACCAGAUGCCGCUUCGUUCUUCCUCCAGCCUAAUGGACUCCCAGCCAAACACAGGGAUGGCUCGGAGAUCAAGAUUGAUGUACAGCUCAGAGUGGUCAAGUCAGAUCCUCAUGUUCCCCACUUUGACGAGAACGUUAUCGAAGAGAGGAGUGACGACGAAGGCAGUCCCGUUGAGCCCCAGGAAGCGGCACCGGCAGAGCUUGUUUACGCGUUGUGGGUUACCUUUUCUCGGCAGCUUCAUAGCCCUAGUCAGGGUCCUGGUGCAGGUGCAGGUGCACCGAUAGCCUCGGGCAUCCAAACUCCUCACCAGCCUUCACCCGGUCAAACAGAAAUUGCUAGUCCGGUUGAUAUGGACUCAGAUAGCGAGCCUCAUAAAAGGGAGGUCUCCCAUGCUUCCUUAUUGACUUCUCAGCUGAGGGAAGUUGCAAAAAAGACGGCUAGCAAGUUUAUUGGUCGCGAUCGGCCUGUUGCUACACAGGAACAAGUUAAGGAGAAGGUAACAGAGGUUGUGCCGCCUCAUAAAAAGGUGAUAGAUGACUUUGUUAUUCUUGAAGAGAUGGGCCAGGGUGCCUACGGGCAAGUGAAACUUGCAAGGUACAAGAAGAAUGGUAACCGCAAGGUGGUACUCAAGUACGUCACAAAACGGCGGAUUCUAGUUGAUACUUGGACUCGGGAUCGAAGAUUGGGCACUGUCCCUCUGGAGAUUCACGUACUUGAUUACCUCCGACGAGACGGACUCAAACACCCGAAUAUUGUCGAAAUGGUUGACUUCUUUGAAGACGACGUCAAUUAUUAUAUUGAGAUGGUCCCACAUGGUCUCCCGGGAAUGGAUCUCUUCGAUUAUAUUGAACUCCGCGUCAAUAUGGAGGAAGAUGAAUGUCGCAGCAUCUUUGUUCAAGUCGUAAGAGCCAUUCAUCACCUCCACACAAAAGCUCUCGUUGUCCACCGUGACAUCAAGGAUGAGAAUGUGGUCUUGGAUGGCGAAGGGAACAUUAAGCUUAUCGACUUCGGAAGCGCUGCAUACAUCAAGAAUAGCCCGUUUGAUGUCUUUGUGGGUACAAUUGAUUAUGCGGCACCCGAGGUCCUAGCCGGCAAGCCUUACCAUGGUCCAGAGCAAGAUGUCUGGGCUUUAGGCAUACUCCUAUACACUAUUAUCUACAAGGAGAACCCCUUUUACAGCAUUGAUGAAAUUAUGGACCGCGACCUUCGAAUCCCAUACGUGAUGAGCGAGGAGAGUAUCGAUCUGAUCCGUGCGAUGUUGGACCGCAACGUCGAAUCCCGAGUAACGAUCGACCAGGUGCUAGAGCACCCAUGGUGUUUGAGCGGGGAAGCUGAUUGA
Molecule: messenger RNA, 3639 nt
Organism: Venustampulla echinocandica
Lineage: Eukaryota; Fungi; Ascomycota; Leotiomycetes; Helotiales; Pleuroascaceae
Product: Protein kinase-like (PK-like)
Exons: 4
Coding region: 1-3639 (1212 amino acids)
Biological process (GO): protein phosphorylation; response to oxidative stress; negative regulation of glycogen biosynthetic process
Cellular component (GO): cytoplasm; nucleus; cytosol
Molecular function (GO): ATP binding; protein serine/threonine kinase activity; heme binding
Source: RefSeq, a predicted model, not a curated record